This is a messenger RNA of Cygnus olor (mute swan), 1636 nucleotides long. RefSeq names its product cilia- and flagella-associated protein 47-like. NCBI's taxonomy places the organism in Eukaryota, Metazoa, Chordata, Aves, Anseriformes, Anatidae. The transcript is spliced from 2 exons. The coding region runs from base 431 to 913 and encodes 160 amino acids. The record is from RefSeq and is a predicted model, not a curated record.
ACCUUGUCAUGUAAACCCACUACAAGUAGCUGUCCCAUAGAACUCCCUUCAGAUUCCUUUAUUUUACUUUAAGUCCUUGUAAUGUCAUACUGCCAUUCUUCCUUCAGUAAUCUACAGCUGGGUAGCUGUCACUUGAAUUUUUAAGGAUCUCACAUUUAUCAUCUACCAUAUAAAUAGCUCGAGUCCUCCUGCGCUUUCAGGGGUUGAUGUAAUCCGAGGCAAAGCCUUCGGGGUUAAUCACGACUGAGGUUUGAGGUUUUGCGUGCGUGCUGCUCCCCCUCCUCUCCUCAGCCGCGUCGAAGCCAAGAGCAGCACGGGCCGCUGCCUGCCCAAGCGCUGGCUUCUUGCCAGCCUCACUGCGCGCACUGCACCGAUCAGCGCUCCGCGUCCGCUGCUUAACGACCGUCUCCAGGCAGCGGCGGCGGCCGCCAUGCCGGGCGGGCGGCGGGACGUGCUGGGGGUGCGCAUCGCCCCGGCCCUGCUGCGCUUCGGGGCCGCGCUGCCGGGGCGCCGCUACCGCGCCGCGCUCAGCGUCCGCAACCUGCGCGCCGGGAGCUGCCGCCUCCGGCUGCUGCCGCCGCGCCGGCCCCAGUUUAAACUGAUUGUGGAAAAUCCAGAGAAACCUGUUGCACCUGGGCUUCAAGUCAAAGCUGUUGUAGAAUAUUAUCCUGAGAGUGAGGAAGACCUCGAAGACAGACUACUACUUUUAAUAGAAGAAGAUGUAGUUGAUAUCCCCCUGCUUGGGUAUGGAGGUCAAAAGUUCAUAUUUUGCCGUUACUGCUUUCAGUUUAAUCUUGUGGAAAAUUUGCUAACACCUGUCACAUAUGGCUACAUAACUAAGCUAUCAACUGUAAUGAAAAUGAAUAGCAAGUUUCUUUACAAUUUUUUUUUUCCCAUAGCAGUGCACAGGUAAGAAGACAAUUGGGAUAGUGGUGUUCUAAGAUCCUAGAGAGGCUUUGAGUUCUUGUUUUUGCUUUGCUCUAUAUUGGUUGUGAUAAUGCUGAUGACUUCUAAUUCUACGCCAGCAUCAGACAAGUUGACAUUUACUUUUAAUCUUUUUUUGGUCCUUACUGCACCCCUUAUAGAUUAAAUAAGUAAAUAAAUAAAUAAAAAAGUAUUGUUCGUAUUCAAUUGGGAUUAUAGUGAAGAACAGUUUGUUUAAUUCUAAAGAUAUGGUUUCACUGUGGACAAUAAAGCUACUGGCAAUUCCUUUCUGGAAAGGACUUUCAGUAGAGAGCUAAGUAUUUAAAAUCCUUGUGUUUAAUUAUCUUUUGCAGGGGAAAAAAAUAACAGGGUAUAACUGAUUAUUAGCCUUCUGUGUAAAAAACAAAACUAAAUAUACUUAAUACUUUUAAAUCAGUCUUCUCCCAAAUCAGUUUUGUCCUGCAUGUCUGUUGUUUACAGAUAGAUGAUAGUCAUUGCACUGAAGGAUCACUAAAUACCAAACAUAUUUUUCUGUACAAACAGAGUUUUGAAUAUGCCAUUUAUCAUUUAGAGAAAAUAAUAUAGGUAGUAUAAGAACUCGUUGGUUGACAAGUAUUAGUCAAAAGCUUUUUUUUUUUCUAUCAAAAUAAAGAUAUCACUAUGAAAUGUACACAUAAGUUGUUAAAUUGAUGGAUGACACUAAAAAUAAGGA